Messenger RNA from Zonotrichia albicollis (white-throated sparrow), 837 nucleotides. Lineage: Eukaryota; Metazoa; Chordata; Aves; Passeriformes; Passerellidae. The record is from RefSeq and is a predicted model, not a curated record.
GCCAGGCGUCACCUCCCUCCUGCACAGCCAGGAGCAGCCCCGCCGCGAUGCCGGAGCCGGAGAGAAAAUCCAAGAUCACAGCCUCACGCAAACUCUUGUUGAAGAGUUUGAUGCUGGCCAAGGCCAAGGAGGAGUGGGAUCAGGAGAUUGUGGACAAGCAGGCAGAGAAGGAGAGGUACCUGUCUGAGAGGGUCACCCCACUGCACACCAGCGGGCUCUCCCUGAGCCAGCUCCAGGACUUGUGCAGGGAACUGCAUGAGAAGGUGGAAAUUGUGGAUGAGGAGAGAUACGACAUUGAAGCGAAAUGCAACCAUAACACCCGGGAGAUUAAAGAUCUGAAAAUCAAAGUCCUCGAUCUCCGGGGCAAGUUCAAGCGGCCUCCCCUGCGCCGGGUCCGCGUCUCGGCCGACGCCAUGCUCAGGGCUCUGCUGGGCUCCAAGCACAAGGUGUCCAUGGACCUCAGGGCCAACCUGAAGUCUGUCAAGAAGGAGGACACGGAGAAGGAGCGCCCUGUGGAAGUGGGAGACUGGCGCAAGAAUGUGGAGGCCAUGUCGGGCAUGGAGGGCAGGAAGAAGAUGUUCGACGCUGCCAAGUCCCCCACGGGGCAGUGACAGGAGCACUGGGAAGAAGACCGUCCCCGUCCCUGCUGCCAGCCUGCCCUUGCUGCUCCCUGUCCCUUUGUGCCCGUCCCUGAAUUCCCCCUGAGCUGGAACACGAGGACAGCGGUGUGGAAAGGAGUCCUGAGCUUCUUCCUUCCAGCAGUGCCCUCAGCCCUGCCUCUGCACAGCGUCCCCUCAGCAGCCACAGGCCGUGCUGUCCCCAAGGGCCAGUGCCACC